Messenger RNA from Centruroides sculpturatus (bark scorpion), 4274 nucleotides. Its product is annotated as WD repeat-containing protein 26-like. Gene Ontology annotation, cellular component: GID complex. Lineage: Eukaryota; Metazoa; Arthropoda; Arachnida; Scorpiones; Buthidae. Bases 79 to 2064 code for a protein of 661 amino acids. The transcript is spliced from 15 exons. The record is from RefSeq and is a predicted model, not a curated record. Gene Ontology annotation, biological process: proteasome-mediated ubiquitin-dependent protein catabolic process. Gene Ontology annotation, molecular function: protein binding.
CAGAAUUUAAAAAAUAGAACAUAUACUUUUAUAUUUAAAAAAAAUGUAAUUACGAAUUCGUUUCAUUCGUAAAACUCUAUGGAAGCUUUAAGUAUGGGAAAUGGAAUUUCGAAAAUGGCAUUAACGAGCACUAGAGGUCGCAUUGUCGUCGCUAGAAGGAUAGAUUUGUUAAGUGCGAGUGUUAGUUUUGUGUCUAUACACAAAUUUGUGUAUGAAAGAGUUGAAACAGAAAGAAACUUUCCACAUGUACUAUAUUUAUACAAACUAGCAAGCCUGGAAUCGAGUGCGGAGUCUGACGACGGUGGAAUACCUUCACCACCGCUUAAAAAGCAGCGCCUGAGUGUCAACAUGCCAUCGACCCAACAACAACUGCAACAAUGCACAAGUCAAGGUAUAGGCCUACAGCAGCCCGACAUAGCAAUAGAAAAUGGUGUUGCUAAUGGUGAUUCUCAGCAGUCCGACGUUAAACUGAAGUCGCAGAUGGAGCAAGAUAUUAUCAGGUUAAUUGGACAGUAUCUCAGAGGUCUUGGUCUCAAUCAAACAGCUGAACAAUUAAUGCAAGAAUCUGGCUGUCGACUUGAUCAUCCAGCAGCUGUUAAAUUUCAAGUGCACGUUCUUGAAGGUGAAUGGGAAAAGGCAGAAUUAGAUCUUCUUGAUCUAAAUCCCCUUUUGGAAUCAUCUAAAGCUUUAGUGGAAAUGAAAUUUUUAUUGCUGGAACAAAAAUAUUUAGAACAACUUGAAGAUGGCCAUAUCUUAGAAGCUCUUCAGUGUCUUCGCCACGAGUUAACCCCUUUAAAACAUAAUACUUCUCGUGUACAUGAACUUAGCAGUUUUAUGAUGUGUAGUACAAGUGAUGAAUUACAUAAAGUCUCAAAAUGGGAAGGAAAAGGAAAGACUUCAAGGGAGAAGCUGAUGGAAAAACUUCAAGCAUAUCUACCACCAACCAUCAUGCUUCCUCCCAGGCGAUUGCAAACAUUGUUAUGUCAAGCUGUUGAAUUACAAAGGGAUCGUUGUCCUUAUCAUAUAUCAAAACCAGGCAUUGGUAUUGAGAAUAUCUCUCUCCUCAUCGAUCAUGUAUGUAGCAGAGAACAGUUUCCUACUGAAACAUUACAGAUUUUAAAUGAUCAUUGUGAUGAGGUAUGGUUUUGUAAGUUUUCUAAUGAUGGCACAAAAUUAGCAACAGGAUCCAAAGAUAGUACAGUUAUAAUUUGGGAUGUAGAUCCAGAAACACUAGAAGUCCAUCAUAAAAGACUGUUUGAAGGCCAUUCAUAUGGAAUAUCAUAUCUUUGUUGGAGUCCAGAUGACACUUAUCUUAUUGCUUGUGGCUCUGAUGAUUGUUCAGAUUUAUGGGUUUGGAAUGUAGAAACAGGAGAUUUAAGAGUUAAAAUGUCGCAUUCUCCUGAAGAUAGCCUAACAUCUUGUGCUUGGCAUAAAGAUGGAAAAAAAUUUGUAACUGGGGGUACUAGAGGACAAUUUUAUCAAUGUGAUUUAGAUGGAAAUGUUUUAGAUUCGUGGGAAGGGGUACGUGUACAGUGUUUAAUUUGCAAAAAUGAUGGAAAAACUGUUUUAGCUGCAGAUAAACAUCAUAGAAUUAGAGGUUACAACUUUGAAGAACUUACUGACUUCAAUAUAAUUCAAGAAGAUCAUUCAAUAAUGUCUUUUACUUCAGAUAAAACUGGAAGAUUAGCAUUGGUUAAUGUGGCAACACAGGGUGUUCAUUUAUGGGAUUUAGAAGAUAGAGUAUUAAUACGAAAAUUUCAAGGUUUAACUCAAGGUCAUUUUACAAUUCAUUCAUGUUUCGGUGGGGAAAAUCAAGUGUUCAUUGCAAGUGGAAGUGAAGAUAACUGCGUGUAUAUUUGGCACAUAAGACAAGAGAUACCCAUAGCUGUGCUCUCCGGCCACAGUCGAAUCGUAAACUGUGUCAGCUGGAAUCCCGUCUAUUCUUCUAUGUUAGCGAGUGCCUCCGACGAUGGAACCGUUCGCAUAUGGGGCCCCGCAGAAAAGAAGAUCAAGAGAGAAUCUAAUCAUGUUAAUGGUGUUACCUCUUCAUACAAAACGUUAUAGUAUCAUCUGGUAUUUAAAAUUGCCAAUUUAAUUUAACCAGAUGUACUCUUCCAUUAUAUACUUUGUAGGGGGCCUUUUCCACAUGUGAUGUCUCUAAAAUCAACCAACAAAUUAAAUAAAUUUCAAUAUAUUGCUUAGUGUAAGGAAUGUUAUGCCUUGUUGCAUACUAAAUGUUCCUGUCAAAAAUAGAAAUAUUUUAUUUUAUGUACAUACCUACUGUUGUGAAGUGCUGCUGGAAUGGCUGCAAUAAUUUAUUUACUAUUUCCUUGCACCAUUUCAUUGUGCGUCAAAUAAUUAUAUCCUCCUGUAAAUUUCAUCACCAUAGCACAUUCCAACAAAAAAUAGAUUGCAUCCCUUUUUUCAAAAUUCACUUCUUAAAAAUUCAUUAUUAUAUAGGCUAUAUUGCAGUCAUCUUUUUAACAAUUAUCUUCUCAAAUCUCAAACUUUUAUAAAAUUAGAAAACUUUGAGUUAUUAAAUUUCUUUGAAGCUUUUUUGCAAGGAAUAGAUGUGCAUACUCAUUAUGAAAAAAAUUUUAAGCAAUUUGUAAUCUACCAAGAUGAUGAUAAUAAUAAUGUAAAUAUUAUCGUUAUUGUUUCUAUAAAUACUAAAUAGUUUGUGACAUUUGACAAUAAAAUUGUCUCUAUUUUUUUACAUUGUUGCCAAUUUGAUUUUACUCUUUCAAUGUAAAUGCGUCACAUACAAAAGAAAAUUGAUAAUUCGUUUUUGAGAUUAGAAUUACUAAAACAAAAUGUGAUAAAAAAUUAUCCUUAGUAAUAAAAACAAGGAUGUAAAGAUUAAUUUUAUAAUUUUGAUUCAUGUGUAAAUAUUAACUGGGAAAAAAAAAACAUUAUACAUUGCAGCAGUACUUCAUUUGUAGGAAUUUUAUUUGUUCUGUUUUUAUGUUUGGUUGUGUAGUGUACCAUGUUUCCAUGGGUUUUCAGAUAUGAAUGUCCUCAAGUUUGUAUGUAUGUAUGACUGAUUUGUUUUUAAAAACUUCAAUUUAAAAAAUUUUAUCAUGAAGGGGAAAAAUGUGCAACAGUUUUGUGUUUUGUGAUAUAUAUAUAUUUUUUUCCCUCCUCCAGUUAAUGUAAUAAAUUAAAAGUAUAUACUAAAGUUAAUACUCAGGAAUUUUAAAAAACAGAACAAAAUGCUCAUUAAGUUUGAGUAAGUGGAAUUCCUAUUAUUUAAAACCCAUAAAAAUUGUAGCUCUUGAACCUGAACCUUGUUUAUCAUAAUCCAUAGACAAGCGUGGUAUGCCACAAUAAAAUAUCCUUAGAUUUUGUUGAAUUAAUUGCAAUAAUCCGAAAGAGAGCAUAUUGUAACUGUUCUUUGAAAAUUAUGUUGGAAUUUUCUUCGAAACCUACUCAAAAGUUUAGUUUGUCAUAUUUUAAACAAGCAUUUUUGAUGUUUUUAAACAUAAGCAAAUCCUAAAAGUUUAAAAAUAUAUAUAAAAACUAUCAUCAUAUAUAAAUGUCUGUACAAAUGCUUAAAAUUAUGCAAAUCAUUAUCAAAUGCAGCAAAGUUUCCAAAGUUGAAAGAUUAUUUUUCAUCUUUUUUUAUUUAUUGAGUUAAGAAAAUUCCAAAUAGUUUUAUAAUGAGUAGUGCCAUAAACAAGACAAUUUUCUUACUGUUUUUAUACAUAAAACCAGUCACGUUGCACAAGUUUAACGACUUUCAAAAUAGAUUGUAAUAAUAAUAUAUCAGCCCACAUAUUUAUCAUUAAUCAUAUAGUUCAUAUUUUAAAGCUGUGUUUGUUCCACUUUAAUUGUAUAUUUUUAAUGCCGUUCGUCCGUGGUUAUUUUUAACAUUUCGUCUAACAAAACUGUUGUUUUCUGGUAGUUUUUUUUAAAAUUUACAUUCCCCUCAAGACGGAAAUAAAAAUGCAAAUGUUUAUUCUUUAAUAAUUGAAAGAUACUGUUUUAACAUAAUGGUGAUAAAUGUGCAAAAUAUUUUGAUGUUAGAGGUGCUUAAACUUGUACGUAUGCAGAUUCGAGUGCAUGCCCGUAUGCAUUGUGUAUAGUGAAAGUUUUCCCGUUCCAUAUAUAAAUAUAUACACUCUCUAAUAGAAAUGUUUGCCAAUUUCAACACUUAAACUACAUUGUAAUGAAGGCAUCUGCAUACUAAAUUACAAUGUUAUUUUGUAAAAAAAGAAAAGAAAAAAGAAAAAAAAAUGUCUUUCACUGAAUGGAAAUUAUUAAAAUAAAAGAUU